Messenger RNA from Cydia amplana, 999 nucleotides. RefSeq lists its product as uncharacterized. The record is from RefSeq and is a predicted model, not a curated record. NCBI's taxonomy places the organism in Eukaryota, Metazoa, Arthropoda, Insecta, Lepidoptera, Tortricidae. The coding region runs from base 364 to 999 and encodes 211 amino acids. The transcript is spliced from 4 exons.
GAAUAAGUUCAUCAUGUAGAGAAGCACAAAGCCUUCACAUUGAAAUUCCGCCCGUGGGAGGAAAGGUCUCGCUAAAUAUGCGCGUCAAAGUAAAGGAAUGUAUUACGUUGGUUUAAUUGGAAAAACGCGAUGGGGGUGCGAGGUCAGUUGAGUGGGCUCCCUCCUCCCAUAAUAGGCAGUUACGAUACGAUCUCAGGGCGCGCAGUCGAGCUGGGUGCUCGGUGCUCGGCAGUGCCGCGCCACUCACCCCAGCGGUCGCGAACCACCAGUUCGCCGAUUGUCACCAAACAUUGGCAAUAUCCGAGUGUAAAAUACAGAAACAACUCUACGUAUGGAGGUCGGCUAGUACUGGACCCAUGAAUCAUGGGCUGCACGAGCAGCGCUCCAAGUAUGGCUCCACCGAAUGCCACAGAAAGAAAUAUAUCAUUUGCAGACGAAGAAGAAAAGCCAACGGAGGAGUUAAAGAAAAUGGAAACUGAAACACGAGCCAUUAUUGAAAAUAAGGUGCUUCCUAAUAUGUGUGAUAAUUUAGAUGAAUCAAUACUAUUAUCUCAAACCGGCAAAUCUAUAUUAGACACUGCAAGUCAGCGAAUAGAUAAAGAUGUACAGACGGAUAGUUUUAGGAUAGAUAACCAAAACGCCUGGGAUGAAAGUUUUAGAUUAAUGCAGGAAGAAAAAGAGCACACUCCAAAAUUAGAAGAAGUGGUCGAGCAAGUGGUGGAGAUGUUGCAUUCAGGCAACAACACUGAGAGUGCGAGGAGUACUCCCGAGGAGCCUGACGCUCCCCCCGAGGUCGCGGAGGCUAGCGAACAAGUCGACGCUGCGAACACUGCAGAACAACUAGAUAACAAUUGCGAGCAUUUAGAAGCAAUGGUCAGCCCGAGUCAGUCGGAGAGCAGUCGGGCCACGCGCUGGGAAGCGCUAGCGGACAUCGCGGCAGAGCUUCCACCAUCACUCGCCGUCGACCCUCUUACCGGACAAAUCUACACCUUAAAGUGA